GUGCGCACGCAUGCGCAGAAGUGGCGGUGCGUGCCCGUUCCAAGCCAGUUGCUGCUGCUGCUGCUGAGGAAGCUUCUCGGGUUGGGGGGUUUAUAGCGGCGGCCGCUGUUGGGACUCGCCCCCCACCCCCGCCCUUUGUACCUGGCGGCCUGAGGCGCCCCCAGCCCCUCGCUCAGCACCAGCCGAAGGCGCGGGAGGAGGUGGAGGCGCGACGCUUCCAAAAUGUCGCAGACAGCCAUGUCCGAGACCUACGAUUUCCUCUUUAAAUUCUUGGUUAUUGGAAAUGCUGGAACUGGCAAGUCCUGUUUACUUCAUCAGUUUAUUGAGAAGAAAUUCAAAGAUGACUCAAAUCAUACUAUAGGAGUGGAAUUUGGUUCAAAGAUAAUAAAUGUAGGGGGUAAAUAUGUAAAAUUACAGAUAUGGGACACGGCAGGACAAGAGAGAUUCAGGUCUGUAACAAGAAGUUACUACAGAGGUGCAGCGGGUGCUUUGCUUGUCUAUGACAUUACCAGCCGAGAAACCUACAACGCACUUACUAAUUGGUUGACGGAUGCAAGGAUGUUAGCAAGUCAAAAUAUUGUUAUCAUACUGUGUGGGAACAAAAAAGAUCUCGAUGCAGAUCGUGAAGUUACUUUUUUAGAAGCAUCCAGGUUUGCACAAGAAAAUGAGCUGAUGUUUUUGGAAACAAGUGCACUAACCGGGGAGAAUGUUGAAGAGGCCUUUGUACAGUGUGCAAGAAAAAUACUUAAUAAAAUUGAAUCAGGUGAACUGGAUCCAGAAAGGAUGGGCUCAGGAAUUCAAUAUGGAGAUGCUGCCUUGAGACAGCUGAGAUCCCCACGUAGAGCACAGGCUCAAAGUGCUCAAGAAUGUGGCUGUUAAAAAAAACACAACAAAACAAACUGAACACUUGUUCUAGAAACAAAAGAUGUCCAUGGAAUUGGUGUGUGUGUAGCAACAACUGAUGCAGCUUGAAGGCUAUGCAGUUUUUUUAAAACAUCGUUACUACUGUAUGUGAACAGAAAAACCACUGCUGGUAAAACAAUACUGUAUGGUGGUAGGCAAGAAUGUGCAUAUGACAUAACAGACUGCAAAACAAACCUGACUAUUCAGUGGACAAUACGAAGACUCACCUGUAUGUAAACAUUUUCCGUUACAUAUUUUUGUCACUCACCUUUAAAGUAUUGCUGUAUACUGUAUAUAAUGUAACAGUAAAUUUCCAAAGCAUGAUAUACUUAUGUUUGAUAUAAUAAAUGUUGCACUAAAAGCAAUUAUUUUAUUUUUUUAAUCAUAUUAACUAAAACUUGUUAACUGAGUUAGGCUUUAUCAUCAUGUUUGUGUUAAUUGCACACUAGGUUAUAUUUAUGACCUGAAAUACAAAGCCACUGGCACUGUCAGUGAUUUUCCUACUUCACUACGUUUGCCACAUUCUACGAGGUGUUUACAUGAUCCAUUCUUGAAGUACGGUGAGGACAUUACCUACGUUUACUAAUCUGUCAAAUUUGGAAUGGACGUUUUUAUUGAAGUGCAUCUGUCCUGUUUUCUGACAAUUCUUAAAUAAAUUUCUCUCGACUGUAUUUUUUUCCUACUUUGUAGGUUAAAAAUGCUGCUGCUAAGUCUCUGAAGUGACUGCUGUCUGACCUUGGAAGUUUCUUAUCUGUGUUCUCUUGAUCUGUUCUUUUCUUUUCCUUUUCUACUUCUGUUGUAUAGAAGUGGGGGCCAAUGAGAUUUAUUUGUUUUUUGGCAAAAUUGUGUAUCUUCUGUUUAACAAUUCUACUACUGUGUGAUGAGUCCAUGAAAGAUCACCACAAUGAUUUCUCGUGUGUCUGUAUGAGAAAGCAGUUUCUUUAAGGUAUUGCUUAAUCUCGUUAGACUGCACUUCUCAAAAAUGCUUUAGCUACUAAUAAAGCAAUCUGCUAUAAAAAGUCUGUUCAGUGAAAAUACCUGUUCAGUGAGGCCAAGUGUUUCAAACGUACAGUACCUAGGAAGUGCAACCAACUAUACGGAAUGUGGAAUUUUCAUUAAAAUUUAUUUUAAAUAUUCUAAAAAACUAUAAUUGUAUUAUAGGAAUUUAAACAGAGGGCUUGAUGGUCCUAAUUGGAGGGUCUCUUCAUAAGUCUCCCCUCUGGCCUGGAAUAAGGUACCAUCCUCCCUGGUGUCAGAUCCCACUGAGGGUAUUUCAUAGUGUUGGGGAUUUAUAUACACGAGGAAAUGGAAUAUAGGUGGGCUACAUGCAUUUUCUUUCUGCCCCUGGAAACUAUCAGGUAUUCAGCCUGUGAUAUUAACUUUAGUUCAGAGUUGUUUAGGAUGUUGGAAGCUCCCUCCUGACCUCUUUAUUGUGGGGCAAAACAGCCAGCACAGGAAAUCCUGGUGUCAUUGGACUGUCUCCCACCACCUUAGUAUAGCUCUAAUGGAGCCAUGACAACACAAAGCCUAGGUAUCUACAUCACUCUCCAAGAGUGGUGGGAAAUCGAUAUAGCUUUCGUAUUGCCCCCACUCCACAGGUCCUUAAGUGGCAUUGCUGAAGAAUGUAAUAAGGAGGGGGUAGAAAGGUUUCUCAUGAAUGUAAGUCCAGAAUAACUCCAUUGAGCCUAAGGUUAUACUGGUGUAACCGAACAGGAUUUGGCCCAGGAAACCUAGCAACAUAGAAAAUUAUUUCUUAGACAUCUAUUACAAUUUCAUGGGCAAAAACUGCAUUAUUGAGGGAUACCUGAAUCCUCACUUGAUAAAGAACACAAGUAGAAUAUAAAUGUUUCAAUAUUAAAACAAAACUGAAGUAUAGUGCUAUACUUCCAGAGGGUAUUAGCAGCACAAGAGCACACCUAGAGUGCUUGAGGUAAAUACUAGAGCCCCUCAAUGGAAUUUUAAUCCUACAUUUAAAAAUAGUCCAGGGUAAGGCUUGGUUCAGUUCCUUUUUUUUCUAAAAGGGUGUGGGUCUGUAUCUAAACUGAAUGUAAAAGCAAGAGGAUUAAAUAGAAUCCCUUUACCAUGCUUUAUACAGGAAAAUCUGUCUUUGAAGUCUUGUAGGCCAUUAAUCCAAGUAGCUUUGUGUGAUAUCCCUUUCUCAAUCAAAAUGGUCAGCAUUAGACUUAAAUGACAUGUAGAAAAGACACUCUUAUUACUCCUGGGGGAAUUCUGCACAAAAAAAAAUUUCUGCAUGCAAUAUCUUUAAAUUCUGCAAACUUCUACAUAUUUUGACACAAAAUAAUACACUAUAAUCACACCAGCUUCCAUUGUUUGGGUAAUUUAUUUCAAAAUACCUGUGAACAAGUAUGUCUGUAACAAUACAGACUACAAAAAAGAUUCAGGAAAUGUUUUUUGACAAAUAGAGUUCUGUAUUAAUAUGCCUAGUAAGGAAUCUGAGUAAUUCAUUUAAAUGACAAUACCAAACUAUAUUCUCUCCCCCCCCCCCCCUCCCCAAAAGCAGUGCAAAGGCUUGGGGGAGUUAGUGGUAAUGGAGGAGCUGACUGAGAGGGAAGUAAACUGCUGGGAAGGAGCCUGGAUGUGAACUUAAAGGGUUGCUUGGGUAGGGGUAGGAAAAGUAUGGAACUGGUUGGGGGGGAAGGGAGUUUAGAGGGGGAGUGUCUCCACACAGACCCUGAGUGACCCCUAGCCUCUACCAUUCAGUCAGGCACAUCUGCCCCAUCCCCAUGUGUCUCUGUACCCCCAUGCUCUAUUCCCCUUCCCGGCUGUAGCUCUACACCCCUCUCCCCAUGUCCCUGUACCUCCACUCCCAUUCAGCCCCUGCCCCAGUCUAUCCUCCCUCCUGAGCCCCUAUCUGACUGACCCCCCCCCCCCCCCCCCAGCAGCCCCAUGUUGUCUGUCUCCCUGUAUCUCCUGAUCUGGUCCAACAGGCACUGUGAAGAAGGCAGGCUCUUUCUCUUCCCUAUCCUGGCUGGGGCUUGCCAAGAGCUGCUGCUGUGCUCUAGCACCACAUUUCCCUCUGGUGGGCAAAACUGCAGCAACUUUUCAGCAGAAGUUAUUUUCUACCAAAACAUUUUAAAAAUAUGCAUGGUACAUGAAAAUAUGCACACAUGCAGUGAUGCAAAAUUCCCCCAGGAGUAUUAUAUAUAGCAUGGAUGUCUGUUACCUAGCUGACCAGAAAUGCUCCCAAGGAAUGUUCCUCUCCUAGUAUAUUUGCAUAUUUUUUUUUGGAAACUGCCUAAUACUGCAUUUCAAAGCCUAAAAUAACUCCAAAGAAUUAUAAUAUGUAAAUAUCUACCUUGAUCCCAAUUUCUUGGUUGUUUUCCAACUUCAUAUCAUCUGGAAGUGCUUUCAGCCCUCCUGUUUCUCCUCCCAGAAAAAAGAGAAUAUAACUGGUGAUUCAAAAUAGAGGGAGUUUGCACAUCAGACUUGAAAGAUCCUGCCAUUGCCUGUCCUUUGAUCCCAAACUCUGCUGGGGUAAUCCAGUGGGAUAUGUUGCCUUCAUACCAGCUUCUCAAAGUUGGGAGAAUUGUGUCCUGCUUUCCAGAGCCCCAAACAAGAAUGAAUGCUGGGAAAUGACUGUGUGGUUUUCACCUUUACACCUCCUGCUUAGUUUUUUGGUAGAUAGCAAGGAAAGGUAAAGGCUGCCUGACCUUCCCAGUUCUGAGAUGUAGCACAAGCUGUGGUGUCUCUCUCCUGCCACUGUUGUUGUUACCAAAGUGGGUAGGGCCUUUAAUCAUCUAGUUUUCCUAUUACCCAUCAAGUUAAGGGUGCUGAUAAGAGGAAGGUUUGCUUAAUUCCAAGGUUCUCUAACCCCAGUGCUACUUGCACUGUGGUCUCAGGUGGCUUUCUCCUCCUUGGCUGCUAAACCUCAUUCAUUUUCCUUCUCUACAUCUCUUUACUUUUCUCCAUUACAAUGUCAUUAUCUUCAGUGUUACAAAUGUGAUUUGAUUUUUUUUUGUUCUUUCCAAACAGUCUGAGAAAUAACUGGAGUGAUAAAAGCAGUAUCUCUUCCCUCCUGCUUUUUAUGUACAAAACUGAUAGAGAAGCCUUUUGUUUAUAUACAAGUACUUUUUGAAGAGUUUGGUCAAUUCUCUGGAACUAAAAGCUAAGCACAAUUUUUUUCUGUAAUCAGUUAUCUUAAGCUUCCAGAUUCCCUUCAUGUAGAAUAAGUAGCUUUAUUACAGUAAGCCUUAGCGUAUAUACUUGAUCUUAACAUCUUAAAGUGUUUCUAAAAAUAAAGUGCAUUCAGACAGUGCACAUUAUCAAGGUUAAAGUGCAUGACAUAUGUUACAAUGUGUGCUGUGAUGCAUAUUUCAUUUUAAUGACCAGUUGGUAAAGUAACAAGGUGUUUUAAAACUUAACAUAGCAAGGUUUGGGGAAAAUAUAAUCAUGACAGAGGGUAGCUCUCCACAGUGUGUAGUUUAGAUUCACUACUAUUCCACAGUGAGAGAUUUGAAGAUGUUAAAUGUCAUGGCAGGAACAUCCCCAAACUAAUAGUUCAAGUUUGGCUCUAAAAUUUUAAUCAUACAUGUAACAAACCAGAUAGAUAAACACUACAUUUGUCAAAAUAGUCCCCUUACCUUCCAUAUACAUAGUGCAUGCAUUCCAGGUGUGGAGAAGUUCUUACCCUAAUUGACUUACCAAAGCAAAAUGACUUAGCAAAGCUUUCCUCCCACAACAUCAGGUAUCUGAAGUCUAUAAUUCAUUGUUUAUGGAGGUUUUAGAUUGUUAGUUUGUAAAGGUUUAAGUAUUUUAUAAAACCCUCUAUCCUACCUUUUGAGUGUAUUGCUGCACUAUGCCAUUAUGUUUGAUGCUUGUAUCUAAUCUUGAAUAAAGAAUGUUUUCUGAAGAGUA
Messenger RNA from Malaclemys terrapin pileata, 5778 nucleotides. RefSeq names its product RAB4A, member RAS oncogene family (gene RAB4A). Bases 223 to 879 code for a protein of 218 amino acids. Lineage: Eukaryota; Metazoa; Chordata; Testudines; Emydidae. The record is from RefSeq and is a predicted model, not a curated record. Gene Ontology annotation, cellular component: endosome. Gene Ontology annotation, molecular function: GTPase activity; GTP binding. Gene Ontology annotation, biological process: regulation of endocytosis; Rab protein signal transduction. The transcript is spliced from 8 exons.